This is a messenger RNA of Dermacentor albipictus, 8867 nucleotides long. Its product is annotated as rootletin-like. The record is from RefSeq and is a predicted model, not a curated record. Gene Ontology annotation, molecular function: molecular adaptor activity. Lineage: Eukaryota; Metazoa; Arthropoda; Arachnida; Ixodida; Ixodidae. Gene Ontology annotation, biological process: signal transduction.
CAUGGCCGCUGCCUUGUGCCCUCCGUUGCUGGGGAAGAUGCUCCACAAAAUGAACUGUCCCACGUAGACUAUACUCCAUUUUCUUGUGCCAUUCUGUGUGUUUCUGUGUGUGACAGUUGUCCAGCAUGGAGGAAGAACGACUGAAAAAGCUGCGGGCUGGCCAGGAGAUGGGCUCUUCAGAUCGUGGGAAUGAUCGCUGCGCAGCCUGGAAAUUUGCGGAGAAGCGGAAGCGCCUUCACCGUCGCUCGGCCCAGCAAAAGUCCUCCUCUCUGGGCACCAACAGCAGCGGGGGCUCCGUUCUUUCCCCGCCCGCUGCUGCUGCUGCUGCGGCCCCUGCUGGCGCCGUCUCGGGCAGCCUGUCACCGCCGUCGCCCGCUUCCGCCGCCGCCGCCGCCUCCUAUGGAGAACGCCGCAGCCACGACGACAGCGGCCUCCUCGCCUGCACGGUAAGGCGGGCCGAGAGAAGCCCAUCCUCUGUUCCUCUUCCAUCAAGCGACAGUUCAAGCAUCGGCAGCCACCUGUCUUCAGACACCAGUCGUUCUAGCAUGGCCUCUGCACCGUCCCCAGGGAACGUUUCCAGAAAGACAUCCUCAGGAGCAUUGAAUGCAAAGAUCAACAAUGGCCUGGAUUCGAGCUUCAACAUCAGCUUUUCAAGCAUAGAGACUUGUGCAUCUCCUGAGAUAAUUAAGAAGGAAUCUGAACACUCACCUGCACAUGGAGACAUGUCUUUCAAUGAAGCACUCAGCAGGUACAAGAGGAAGAUGGGCGACGUGAAGCGUCAGCUGAGCAAGCGUGAUGAGUUGAUCAGGCUGCUGACAGAGCGGCUGGAGGAGACCCGCCAGGAACAGGAGCGGGUCCAGCGGGAGGCCUCCCAGCAGGAGCAUGCACUCGCCCAGGAAGUGAGUCAGCUGAAGCGUGAGCUCCAGCUGUGCAUGGAGCUGCUCGAGGCCCGAGGUGGAGACGGUGGCCUGAGGCAACAGCACCAGCAGAUGCUGAACACAAAGAACGAGGCACUAGAGCAGCUUCAGCAGAAGGUGGAGGCCCAGGAGCAGCAGAUUGCCAUGCUGCAGCAGAUACGUACUGACCUGCUCAGCCGACUGGCAGCUGCUGCUUCUCUAGGUCCCGAGGAAGGCGAGCUUGUUACAAGCAAUGGCAGCCACCCCGACUACUUAGCGUCAGGUGAAUGCAAAACUGCCAGUUCUUCUGUCGUCGGCUGCCGUGGGGAUGCUGUUGCAUUGACUCUCGUGCCUCUCUCGGAGCUCCCCAGGCAGCACUUACAAGGCGACACCACCCACGAGCAUCUUCCGUCCCCAGAGCACACAGAAUGUGAUGAGAAUCUUAUUCACAGUUGCAAACAAGUUGUCUGCAACCACCUUUCUGACUGGAUGGCUGCCCGCUCCCUCAGCAUUGACAGCCACGCUGACAUUGACACCGUCUACAAUGAUCUUAAGUUGUUCGCCAUGCAGGGCCUUGAGUAUGCAGCUGCUUGCGAAGCUUACAGCAUCCCCAUGCCAAACCCAGCUGAUCUUCUGGAAGAGGUGGCUACGUUGCACACAAAAGUGACGGCACUCGAAGAAGAUCUGAAAGCUCUGGAAGGGGAAAUGAUCCACGCACGAGCUGAGAAUGAUAACCUUCGACGUGACUCAGUGGCAACAGAAGAGAAACUCAAAUCGCUGCGUACGGAGCGAAAUGUGGCAUUGAACUCCAUCAAAGAAAGUGAGUAUCAGCGGGCUAAGGAAGAAGUGGAGGACGAGAGCUUGCUGGAGGUUUACGAACUGCAGACCGAAUGCAUCCGCCUCGAGCAGGAGAAGAAGGCUCUAGAGCAGCAGCGCACGCGUCUGCUGUCGGGUGAGCAGUCACCCUGCGUGUCACCGAUCCCUUCGACACUCAUGUUGACUGAGCGAGUGCGACAUAACUCAGCUGUUCAGACAGACGACAUGGAAACCGCAAAGUCUGCUCUAGAGAGCAAUGGCGCUGCACUUGCGCAGGUUGUUGACAAGAGAUUGUCACUUGACUCUUUGAGUGCAUCAGUAGAGCUUGAUGAAGGUGAAAAUGAGAAGGGUGCGUACGAUGCGCUAGUUGCGGAGAACAUUCGUCUCACAGCAGAGAAGCAGCGGGCAGAGAGCGAUUUGGAACUUGUCCGAGAGAGGUUACAUGGUGCAGAGGAGUUGAUAGAGAAACUGAAGGCAGAGUUGGAGCAGGAGCACGGUAGCCUAGAGCAGCUUGUUGCUCGGACAGAAGAGAUCCUGAGGGCAACAACGAACACUGAUCUGUCCAGCCGCGACCAGCGCAUCUUCUUGGAAAACCAGAGCCUCAAGUGCCAAGUGGUGCUGUUGAGCAGCCGCUUGGAACAGGAGCAGAACUUUGCGUCAGCACUCAAGCGACAUGUCCAGUGCCUCGGCUCGAGGGACGAAGCCUUCCAGAAGAUCGUGAAGGACUUGACCAACCGACUGCUGAGCGGCGGCGAGCGACUGCGGUCUUCUCUGGAUAGGUGCCAUCAGCUGGAGCAGGCACUUGCCAAAUCAGCGGCCAAGGCUAAAUGUUUGGAGGCAGAGCUGCAUCAGUUGAGAGAAAGCUUGAAGGCAUCGGGUGAUGUGUCUGUGGACUGUGUAAAACAUACAGGCAGGGAGCAUAGUGCUUUAGCGGAGGAAUGUAAGCACCAAGAGGAAGCAAACAUUGAGUCAUCUGACACUCGAUCCAGGAAAGGGAGCAGUGGAGAAGGAAACGUGAUCGAUGAAGUGAAGCCACUUGCCAUUCAGCGCAUGCAGCUGGAGCUGGAAGAAAAAGAGCUUCUGCUGUCGAAUCAGGACCUUUGUAGCCGUGCCUCUCAGCGGCUAGAGCUGUGUCGGCAGCGGGAAGAGCUGCACAUGGAAUACGGGAAGCGGCUCACCGCCGUGUUGGCAGCCCUCAAGGACUCUUGCCGGAGAGAGCUGCUUUCUUUCCAAGAAUGCCUUGUACGCGAGUCAUCACUCCAGCUGCUCCGUCUCCGAGAGGCCCAUCAGGCAGACAUUGCAGCACUGAAGCAGAGGCAUGCAGAACAGGUGGAGCAGCUGCGAGCUAAGCUGCUUGCAGUUGAGACAGCACAGUCGUCGGCUGCCGACGAAGCAGAUGCGGUGCUUGCAGAGUUGCGCCAGCGGCAGCAGGCAGAGUAUGAGCAGCUUCUUCCCCGCUUGGACCCCGACCUGCAACUCAAACUGCAGGCCCUGGUGGCUCUGACGCUGCGGAUACACCAGGUGGAAAAUGAGCGUGCCCUGUCCUCUGCACAGGAGCACCUCACCAGUGAGAAGCAACGGUUGUGGGAAGCGCUGAAAGCCUGCAGCCAGGUGCAGAGGGAAGCCCUGGAAGCUCGGCUGGAACACGAGCAGAAGGCUGCUAUCAGGGACCAGUACCAGGCCCUGCUCAACGACACGGGACAAGCACAAGGCACUGACAGCUCCGUCCGCCCAGUCAGCCCUGCUGCUGCUGGAGACAACGCCGAGGCACUGCAGCUCCCUCACAUCAUCAACGAGCACCUGCAAAGCUCAACAGAGGUGCUUUUCGGUCUUCUAAAAGAGCGGAUAGACAAGGACUUCUACACUGCCCUCAAUCGGUUAACGGAUGAAUGGAAGGCAAAGUAUGCCAACACACCUGUGUCUGCAGCGACAGAAGAUUCAGCCACGACGGCCAGAGACGAUGCAGAGGCACUGGUGCAUGAUCUCAAGAAGCAUCUGGAUUCAGCCAAAGCGGCCGAGCAGUUGGUGCUGUCCUUCCACCGUUUGGGUGAGGAGCUCAGGACGGGGCUACACUCACAGCUGGAGCAGCUACUGGGCAUUUACCGGGAGCUCCACAGCAAGAUGGACACUGCCUCGGCACUCGAGCGCUACCGAGGUCUGUGCGAGCAGCUGUGCUCGGGUGCCCCGGCCGACCCUGCCUCCCUGCAGCACCAGCAGGACCUGCAGCUGAAGGCGCUGAGGGCAAGCCUCGAGGAGCAGCAUUCUCAGGAGAAAACGGCACUCCUCUCCGAGCAGGUGGUACGUACCAAGGAGCUGCUGAGCAAGCAUCGGGAAGAAGUGGAGCAGCUGGAGAAAACUGCGGAAGCAAGGCUAGCUGACGAGCGGCGACGCCUGACGGAAGAGCUCGACGUCCUCCGUUGCAGCCUCUGGGAAAAGGAACAGGCUCUUAGCCGGUCUGCCAACGAACAGCAGGCGAAGGCUUCUGCCGAAAUGGCAGAGCUUAUCAAAAAACACAGUGAAGAGGUCCAAAAACUGUCUUCCGCCCUCGAGGAAGAGGAGAAAAAGACUGAAUCACUCUGCAGCGCACUUGAGUCCCUCAAGAAAGAAAGGGAUGAAAUCGUAGAGCUUGCAGAGGGCAUAACAAGGGCCAGCUCGGACUCAGUGGUUGACCCUAGUACUGCAAUUAGACGACUUGCAGAAGAAAAUGCAACAUUGCGACGUGAGGCUGAAGCGGCACGCGCCGAAUAUGAGUCUAUGCUCUCUGAGAAGUCUAGGCUGAAAGAUGAAGUGGAGACUGUUCGUGCCGAGUACGAGUCUACACUGCAGAGUCUUGAGCAGAAUCUCCGAGGGACCGAGGUCGAACACAGGAGACAUCUGGAGGAACUGCUUGCAAGCCAGGAGCAGUACCAGGAAGAAAUGAAGUUGAAAGACGAAGAGCUACUUCUUCUGAAGCACGAAGUGGAGCAGUAUGCUGACACGCUCGGCUCGCAAAGGCUGGAGUAUGACCAGGAGCUGGAAAACAUCGAGAGGAGGCUGGAGGCCAAGCACACUGCCGAGAUCGAGUCACUCAAGUCAGAGCACAGGGAAAACAUUGAGUUGCUUAGAGAGAGUCUGCAACGAGAGCUGCUAGACGUCAAGGCUGGCUACGAGGAGCAGCAACAGAAGCUGCGGAGGAGCCUCGAGACCGAGCACAACUUGGUGGCCAACUCACAGAAGGCACAGUUCGAGUUGGCACUGGAGGCCCUGAAGAAGACACACAAAACACAGAUGGAGAAGUUGAAAGAGCAGCAUACAAGGGCAGUGGAACAACUCAACAAGGAAAGAGCACAGAUGGAACAGUGCAUGGCUGACGAGAGAACAUCUGCCAUGAAAGACAUGAAAAGCAAGCUGGAGGCUAACUACAGAGAAAUUGUUGAAACCGCCAGGGUGGAGUGUGCUGCUAGGGUCAAACAGCUGCAAGAUGAACUGGGAAAGAUGGAACAACAGCUGGGCUCUCUACGUCGACAGAACGAGGAGGGCCAGCCAGUUGAGGAGGAACUGAUUCCUACAACAGCCAGUUUGUCUGCUGCAGAAAAGCCUGCAAAGUCUGUAUCGGUCGAUAGUCUAGACGGGAAGCUCCCCGAAGAAAAAGAUGAAGAAGGUACUGCUCAUGAAGCCAUUCAGCCAAAGCGUCACGCAACCACUACUGGCGCAGAAAGCGGUGUGAGAGAGGCCUCGGCAGAAUGGUCGGACAUUUCCGUGGAAGACAUCCUGUAUGAGCGCUCAGAGCUGUUGAAGCAGUUGAAGAGCUUGAGUGCCACUGUGGACAAGCUGCAGGCAGAAAAAGAAGACCUACACGAGCAGCUUCGGAAAGCAAAUGACGAGAUCACCUCUAAGGAAAUCAGGGCGACUUCACGAUCUCCAAGUAAGGCCCUGCUUCUCAGAAUCCCUUGUCGGCCAUUUUCGGAAGAGAAGGCCAGCCCGCUCUACACAUGCAGUGGUGGUGUCUUCUGUUCUAGGGAGUGGCUCGCAGGCUCAGGGCUGACAGCCAAUGAGAUUCAGUCUUGGCAGCUGCACACUGCACAGACCAACACACGUCUGUUGAAUGUGCUGUCUGAUCUCGUGAAGACUUAUGUGGACACAGAGCAGGAGAUUCAGGAUGCCUUAGGCCAACUGGGGCUGUCGCGCGUCGAUUCACCGGCAUCCAACACAGCCGCUGAUGAGGACUACUCAAGCCUUGGUGGCAUGAGCUGCCAAACCCAAGGCUCAAAGGAAGACUUUGCUGAUGGCUUCCUCUCGGAGCUGUGUGAGGAUGGACCUGACCUGACACCACGCACCUGGGACAUGUUUGCCUCGGCCAUUGGAAUGCAGGACACUUCGGAGAUGGAGGGCGAAGAUGUUGUCCUUGGUGCAAGCCGUCGGCUACGCACAGCUGUAGACCGGGUGCUGCGGCUGCUGGCGGAGGUGUCUGAGCACCGCGGAGAAGACUUCCGAGGCCUUGUGCAGCGCAACCGGGACCUGUGCCAGGAGUUGCGCCAGGAGAGCCAGCUGCACAACCAGCUCGCACUGGACCUCCUGCAUGCCCAGGAGCGAGGUCGUGCCCUGGAGCUGGAGAAGCAGCGCCUAGAGGACACGGUGUCCCAGCUGGAAGAGCAGCGAACAGAGCUGCAGCGGGAGGUUCGGAGCUUGCGAGCACGUACCCAACGCCUUGAGGACGCUCGGGAAUCGCUCGGGGAGCAGCGCCAGCUUCUGGAGGAGCAGCGCCGCAUGCUGCGCGAGGGCUUGCACGAACCUCAGAUCACACCAUGCGCUACUUCUACAUCUGAGCAAGCACCGACUGAAGCGCCUGAAGGGCUGCUAGAAGAACACGAGCGGCUGAGCGAAGAGAAGCGACGGCUCCAGCGCAGCCAGGACCAGGAGCGGGACGCCCUGGCAGUGCGUCUUUCAGAGCUGGAGGCAGCGCUCGAGGAGGCAUCGGCACAACGCGAGGAGCUCUUGGAGAGCAGGCGCCUCGAGGUGGCAGACUUGCAGGCGCAGAUCGAUGCCAUGGACAAGCAGCUGCUGUCGCACAAGAAGUUCAUUGAGGAGCAGACACACGAGAGGGAACAGGAGCGAGAGGACUUUGCCCAAGAACUGGCCAAGUUGCAAGAGGCACUGAAAGACAAGGAGAAAAUUCAGCACUGCGAGCAACGCCUCUCGAAGGAGAUUGAGUCCCUGGAGCAGCAACUACGGAUGCGAGUAGAGGAUCAUGGGCUGGUGCUGCGAAAACGUGACCAGCUGGAGGCCGAAGUUCGCUCUCGGGAUGACAAGAUACAUGACCUCCGUGACAUCAUCCGUGACCUUGAGGCUGACCUGUCCAACAAGUCGCACUCAGUCCACGAACUUACACUGAGGGUAUCCAAUCUGGAGGAGGCCCUGUCGGAAGCCCGACAAAGAGAGCAGGAGGCCUUGCACGAGCUGGAGAAGGCACGGGGAGGCGCCCAGGGAAAUCAGUCGGCUGAUAUGGUGAAGCGCGUCCGGCAACUCGAGGAACAGCUGGAGGCCCGCACCCAGGAGCUUGACAAGAUGGUUCAGAUGGGAUCACUGCUGCAAGAGUUCCGGGCGCAGGUGCGUUCCCUGGAGGAGAAGGUGGAGAGUCGCAUCCGCCAGGUGCAGGAUGCACAUGGCUCGCUGCGGCAGCUGGUGCAGGCACUGAGCCCAGUGGGGGGAUCUCGCGAUGGAGCCCUGUCGGGCACCAGCGAGGACUCUUCAUCCCUGUCAGCAGGAGGCGUGCAGACCUUGUCGGUUGAUGACAUACGGGACGGCCUGUCGCCCAGCGCCCUGCAGUGGGACGAGCUGCGCGGCCUGGAGGAGAAAGUGGAUGCCCUGGUGGCGACUGUGGGCGACACUUUCCAGGAGAAUGCCCAGCUACGCAAGGUCCUCAAGGCCACCAAAAAGGACAAAGAGGAACUCGAGCGUGAAAAGAGGGCUCUCCAGGAGCUGAACCAGCAGCAGCUGCUGCAGGUGUCUGCGCUGAAGGCACACGUAGAGGACACACGGCUGGGGCUCUCCCCAUCGUGCAACCAGGGAGGAGGCCCCGUGGGCCAGCAGCUGCGCCAGCUCCGGAAGGACCUGCUUCGCGAGAAAGAAGCCCGUGAGGUUGCCGAGCACAAGUUGCAGCUGAGCACGGAGCAGGUGACCAGCCUUCGGGGCCAGCUGAACCAGCAGCGCGAGCUAGUCGCCAAACAGCGAGAACGACACAGGCCGUCGCAUCACGCAGGCACGCUCACCCGAGACCUUGAGGCCAACCGCUCCCCUCCUACCCCGCACUUUGCAAAGCUGCAGAAGCUUACGAGCACACGAGGAACCAUGACUCAGCUGAGCCUGCAGCAGCUGCUGGAACUGGAGGCCGCUCAGCAGAGGGUCCGGACCCUGGAGCACACGGCCGAGCUGGAAGCAGCGUGCAGCACCAAGGACGAGCCUGUCGCAGAAACAGCAGAGGCAGUCAUGUUACCCACGCAAAAGCAGAACAUUGCCGAUUUGCAAGGACUGCUGCAGGAGCGAGAUGAAGAAAUUGAAGCCCUGCACCAGGCUGUCAAUGCACAGGUGUCUCCACUGCGUGAAAAGCUGCGCUCAAUGGAGGAAGAGCUGGUGAGCCGGGAACGUGCUUGGAGCGAGCAGCGAGAGUGCCUAAAGCAGGAGUUGGCUCGCGCACGGGAAGCACAUGAAAGCAGCUCAAGGCGGUUGCAACUCCGGCUACACGAAGCCCAGCAACUGCACACUCAUGCUCAGGAGGCACUUCGAUCGGAGGUGCUUGCACUCAGGGACACCCUGUCACGGAGCGUGCCCAAGGACGAGGCGGCAGCUGCACUGAACAAGGCAGUGUCAGCCGAGCGGGAGCAGCAGCAGAGCAAGCACCACGAGGAGAUCCGGCUGCUGGAGGAGACGUGGAGGGAGCGCCUGGAGGCUGAGCGCAAGCGGCUAGAGCAGGAGCAUGCACAGCGCACUGCCGACCUGGAACGCCAGUGCCAACUGCAUGCGCGCCUGCGCACCUGGAACCGCACGGACCUGGAGAAGGAGAUGGCCUCCUAUCUCGAGCAGGCAUGCUGGACGCGCAUCUUUUUCUCCUUUGUCUUCCUUUGCAAAUCAUUAUGGGUUUCGAUGCUGCAGUGGCUAGACUGACAAAAGAGGAGGAGG